Molecule: messenger RNA, 3406 nt
Organism: Eimeria tenella
Lineage: Eukaryota; Apicomplexa; Conoidasida; Eucoccidiorida; Eimeriidae
Exons: 6
Source: RefSeq, a predicted model, not a curated record
AUGCAGCAGCAGCAGCAGCAGCAGCAGCAGGAAGAGGAGGAGGAGGAAGAGGAGGAAGAGCAGCAGCAGCAGCAGCAGCAGCAGCAAGGAGACCAGAAGACGGACACAGAUGGGCCAAAAGUGACACCAGUAACAGCAGCAACUGAUGAACCUGCACAAUCUUCACAACUCGCAGACACUGCAGCAGUAGCAGCAGCAGCAGCAGCAGCACCUGCUGCUGCUGCUGCUCAUGAUGAUAUGACAGAUGAGGGCACCGCUGCAGCGGCAGCAGCAGCAGAAGCAGCUGGAGCAGUAGCUGCGCCUAUCGCCAGGGAACAAGGAGCAGCAGCAACAUCUGCUACUGGCGGAGCUGCUGCUGCUGCUCCUGCUGCUGCUGCUGCUGCAGCAAAAGGCCCAAACGCCACCAGCAGCAGACCCGGCCUCAUUGCUGCUUUAAGAGCAGCAUUCCCUCACUGCCGCUUCAGCUCUCUGGACCCUGCUGCUGGAGGACCUGCUGCUGCUGCUGCUGCUGCUGCUGCUGAUGCUGCUGCUGAUGCUCUGCCGCUUGAGGAAGGGCACGAAACUGAUAAGGUUUCUGCUGCUGCUUCGAGAGACACCUCCCAGCAGCAGCGACAGCAACAGCAGCAGCAGCUGCAGCAGCAGCAAAUGCCUCAGCAAGUAAGAGAAAGGUCUGCAUCAUGUGGGCUUCAGGAGCCGGGCACAACGAGGGCAGCAGCAGCAACACAAGCAGCAGCAGCUGCAACAGCAGCAGCAGCACCAGCACCAAAUGGAGCAAACCCAGCAUCACCAGUAAUGGCAGCAGAAGAAGCAGCAACACCACGCAGGGGCCGCAGCAGCAGCAGCAGCAGCAGCAACAGAAGCACUUGCGAAGAUGGCUACCCAGCAGCUGCAGCAGCGUCUCCUACUGCUGCUGCUGCUGAUGCCCACGAAGUAGCAGCAGAUGCCCCUGCAGCAGAAGAAGCCCCUCCACGAGAAGUAUCGCUGUCUCCUGCUGCUGCUGCUGCUCCUGCUGCUGCCGCUCCUGCUGCUGCUGCUGUUCCUGCUGCUGCUGCUGCUACGCGAGUGCUAGAAAGGCGCGAAAGGCUGUCGGCAUUCUGGCAGCGCAAGGCGCAGCCCCUGUUCCCUCGACCAGCAGCAGCAGCAGCAGCAGCAGCAGCAGAAACUGCAGCAGCAUCUAGGCCCUUAAUCCUUCAGCCAGCAGCAGCGGCAGCAGCAAGAAGAGCAGCAGCAGCAGCAGAUCUAGAGGAACGUGGUGCGCAGCAUCGGGUCCGAACUGCUCCCCGAAAACAGAAACCCUUUUUGCUGCCUCCUGCUGCUCUUGCUGCUGCUGCCUGCAGCAAUUGGGGCCCCCAACCGAGAGCAGCAGCAGCAGCAGCACACACCCAGCCGCAGCAGCACCAGGAGCAGCAGCAGCAGCAGCAGCGGCCCAGGGAGCUGCUCUGCUCUGCAGCAGCAACUGAAACUUUCCGCUCUUUAUGCUGCUCUGUUUUCAGAAGCACGGAUUAUGGAGACUCUAAAGCAGCAGCAGCAGCGGCAGCAGCAUAUAAGGGUGCUGCUGCUCCUGCCAAGCAGUAUGCAGCAGCAGGACAACACAGGAGAAGCAGCAGCAGCAACGGCGUCACGGGCAGCAGCCGCCGCUCGCUGGGGCAGCAACGCCCUGCAGCAAGCAGUAGCAGCAGCAGCAGCCGCAGCAGCCGCCGCAGCAGCAGCAGCGUGGUCAGCAUGCUGCUGAGGAGCAGCCAGGGGGGCCCCCCAAGGCCCGGCGAAGCUCCAAGGCCCGCAAGGGGGCCCCCCCCUCAAGGGGGCCCCCCUUGGGGGCCCCCAAGCACCAGGGGGGCCCCUUUGGCCGCCGCCGCACCCGCAGCGCAACUGCCCCUGAAGAGGGGGGCCCCCCGGGGGUCCCCCGGGGGCAGCCGCAGCAGCAACAGCAGCACCAGCAGCAACAGCACGGCACAACUCCCUGGGGCCCCCGGGGGCCCCGCUCCCGGUGCCUGCGCUCAUUCGCUGGCGCCUUCUCCUGUUGGGGCCCUGAAGCAGCAGCAGCAAGAGAAGCAGCAGCAGCAGCAAGAGCAGCAGCAUCAAGAAGAGCAGCAGAAGCGGCAGCACGAGCUUCAAAAGCUGCAGAGACGGCGACUGCGGGCCUUGCUGCAGCAGCAGCCUGGUAGAAUCCAGGAACAGCAGCAGCAGCAGUUGCUGCAAUGGAAAUGCGGAUAUGAUAGCAGCGACAGCAGCAGCAGCAGCAACAGCACCAGCAGCAGCAAACCGCCGCCAGCGGUACAGCCAAAAAGAAAACUUAUCUGGGGGAGCUUCCUGGAGAGCAGCAGCAGCAGCAACGCAGUGCAGCAGCAGAAGCCGCAGGAGCAGCGUGGGGAGUUUGCUGCUGCUGCUGAUGUGAGCAACACUUGGAUGCAGCAGCAGCAGCAGCAGCAGCAGCAGCAGCAGCAGCAGCAACAUGCUGCUUUGGCCUACUCGCAAAUGAAAUUUUUCCACAACUGGCGAUGCCAACAGCAGCACGACCAAGAUCAGCAGCAGCAGCAGCAGCAGCAAGGGCAGUGCAGGCCUCACAAACAGCGUACAAUAAGCCCGCAGCUGCAGCAGCAAAAUGAGCAGCAGCAGCAGCAGCAGCAGCACAGCCAAACGCAGCAGCUAUUUGCAACUAGGGGCUUCCAUGGCCGCAAUAGGUCUCUAGACAGUUCUUCUUCUGCUUGGGGUCCGAGGCAUCAGCAGCAGCAGCAACUGCAGCAGCAGCAGCAGCAACUACAGCAGCAGCAGCAGCAGCAACUGCUGCAGCAGCAGCAGCAGAGAGCCUGGGAGGAUGCCCGUGCUGUCACUUUGGCGCUUGAUGCAUACGAGGCUUCUGUUGCUGCUGAGGCAUCAGACUGGGAGGAAGCGGAUGCAGCAGCAGCAGCAGCAGCAACAGCAGCAGCAGCAGAGCAAGGAUCCGAAGCAAAAGCAGCAGCAGAAGGCAACUCAGCACAACGUUUUCCUUGUGCUGCUGCCACCGACAGUCCCUUCGUUGCUGCAGCUGCUCCUGCAUAUCCAGAGCUUCGGCAGCAUUUGCAGCAGCAGCAUCUGCAGCAGCGGCAGCAUCUGCAGCAGCAGCAGCAGCAGCAGUGGCAGCAGGGUUGGGGGCCCCACCUACCUUCUAAUCAGCAGCUGCUGCAUCGCAAAUGCCAUUUGGAGGCCCCUGGCUGCUCGUUGCUUGCUUCUGCUCGCCGCCGCAGCCGCUGGGCACCCAGCAGCAGCAGCAGCAGCAGCAGCAGCAGCAGGGAGAGAGGCCGUCGGGGCCGCAGCAGGGGGGGCAGCAGGAGAGCAGCAAAGCAGCUGCGCUGCAUUCAUUUGCGGCAGAAAACCCUUAGAACGUCUGGCCCCCAGGGGGCCUCAGAGACUCCUAACUGCAGCAGCA